Messenger RNA from Metarhizium brunneum ARSEF 3297, 1542 nucleotides. RefSeq names its product General alpha-glucoside permease. Gene Ontology annotation, molecular function: carbohydrate:proton symporter activity. Gene Ontology annotation, cellular component: membrane. NCBI's taxonomy places the organism in Eukaryota, Fungi, Ascomycota, Sordariomycetes, Hypocreales, Clavicipitaceae. Gene Ontology annotation, biological process: transmembrane transport; carbohydrate transport. The record is from RefSeq and is a predicted model, not a curated record.
AUGGACGCAAAGACAAGCGACGUCCAAGAGGUUGAGAUGCCCAUGUCGGCCGACGACGAUGCCGCCCGCCGCCACGACAAGCGCAGCCAGCGGCUGGAGCAGGAGCUCACCGUGGCAACUAUAUGCACGAGGCAUAAACUCGUCGUCUGGUGGUGUUUCUACUGGGCCAUGGCCGCCGUGGGCUGGGGGUUUGACGCCCAAAUCAACGGUGCCAUGAUCUCUGUGCCGUCCUUCCGGCGCGACUUUGGAUAUACCGUCGGCGGAGAGGCCAUUCUCCCAGCGGACUGGCAAUCGGCAUUCAACAUCAUCAGCACCGUCGGCCAGUUCUUCGGCGGCUUCAUAUGCAGCUGGCUAGCCGACCGCAUCGGCCGCAAGAGCGCGCUGCUCAUCGGCGUCGCCGUCUGCAGCGCCGGCUGCGUCGGCGAAAUCGUCUCCUCCACCCGCCCGGCCUUUCUCGGAUCCAAGCUCGUGCUCGGCGUCGGCCUGGGCUUCUAUCUCACCCUGGCGCCCAUGAUGUGCAGCGAGCUUGCGCCCGUCGCGCUGCGCGGCAUCGCCACGGCCGGCGUCAACCUCGGCAUCGCCGUCGGCCAGCUCAUUUCCAACUCGGUGGUCAAGGCGUUUGGGGAGCGGGACGACCGGUGGGCGUACCGCGGGCCCUUUGCCACGCAGAUCUUCUUCGUCGUCUUCCUGCUCGCGCUUCUGCCGCUGUCUCCCGAGAGUCCGUGGCAUCUGGUGCGCCGGGACAAGAGGGACGAGGCCAUGCGUGUCGUUGCCAGGCUGUACGGGGGAAACGACGCCGUCGGCAGGCUGGAGGAAAUCGACCAGACGAUCCGGCAUGAGAAGCUCCAGGGCGGCUCCGAGUUGGGCUUGGUCGACUGCUUCAGGGGGACAAACAGAGUCCGCACGGGCAUCUCCACGGGCGUCUUCUUGUGCCAGCACCUGGUGGGCAUCAUCUUCGUGCUCGGCUACUCGACCUACUUCUUUCAGCUGGCCGGCCUCGACGUCUCCCGCUCGUUCGAUCUGGGGGUCGGCGUCACGGCCUGCGGUGUCCUGGGCAAUAUUGUCAGCUGGUUCGUCGUGGAGCGAUAUGGCCGCCGGAAACUUUUUCUGUUUGGCAUGGUGGCCCUCUCCGCGCUCCUGCUGCUCAUUGGCAUCAUGGACGUCAUUCCGAGCCAGGCUGCCAAGUGGGUGCAGGCCGCCAGCACUGUGAUUUACGCCUUUAUUUAUUUCCUCACCAUUGGCGCGGUGGCCUUUACUAUUCUCGGCGAGGCGUCCAGUACGGUGCUGCGCGCAAAGACGAUUUCUCUUGCGACCGCCACGCAGGCUAUAUGCGGAUUGGCCAUGAACUUUGCCGUCCCGUACAUGGUGAACCCGGACAAGGGUAAUUUAAAGGGAAAGGUUGGGUUUAUAUUCGGCGCAUUGGCCAUUAUUGGUGCCAUUGGAAGCUGGGUGUAUGUGCCGGAACUCAAAGGGAAGACGUUUGGUGAGAUUGAUCAGCUCUUUGCUGAGAGGGUGCCGCCCCGGAAGAUGGGCAAGGCUUGA